Molecule: messenger RNA, 4095 nt
Organism: Stegodyphus dumicola
Lineage: Eukaryota; Metazoa; Arthropoda; Arachnida; Araneae; Eresidae
Product: carboxypeptidase B-like
Biological process (GO): proteolysis
Molecular function (GO): zinc ion binding; metallocarboxypeptidase activity
Source: RefSeq, a predicted model, not a curated record
GCUUUAGGGUAUGUAAAAGUUCUCCAGGAGGAAAACUGUGAAAGAAAUAACAAUAAUAAAAAAUUCUAGAAGUAUUUCUAGAGUUUCUUCAGAGCCAUCUCGAACUUGUAAAGACAUGAUCUUGAAAUUAUAUGCUUGAUUUUCUCGCUGCUGCCAUUUCCAACAAGAAAGUUUUGAAGCUAAAGUAAAUGAUGGAGAAAGAUUGGACAUGGCUUGGCAUACUUGUUAUUGCGCUAAUCGUUGGAUGCGACGCCUUCCAGAACUUUACUGGGCACAAACUUAUUGCCAUGGUACCACGUAAUUCUGAAGAAGUGGAGACUUUAAGAAACUUUAUGGAAGAUCCCGAGGUUGAUUUCUGGAUGGAACCAACUCGUGAAAUGCAAAACGUUACUGUUCACGUGCCCCCUAAAAGAGCGGUUGAGUUAGAAGGAACUCUCCGAACAAUGGGUCUUCAGUUUUAUACCAUUACAGACAACUUGCAAACAUGGAUUGAACGCGAGAGAGAAGAAAAUAACCCAGGUAAUCAUUUUUCUGGUAGAACAGCCGGAUUUGCUUUUGACGUUUACCACCCCUUAGAUGAGAUCGUAGCGUAUUUGCAUGAUGUCAAACAAAAAUAUCCAAAUCUUACUCAAUUGAUCAACCUAGGUGACACAUUUGAAGGAAAUGUCAUCUAUGCCCUCAAGAUAAGUUCUGGUGGCAACAAUACUCGACCAGCUGUUUGGAUUGAUGCAGGAAUUCACAGCAGAGAAUGGGUAGCUCCUGCUUCAGCCCUCUAUAUGAUCAACAAUCUUCUCAUCAAUUACGGAACAGAUCGGAAACUGACAAACCUAAUUGACACCCAUGAUUGGUACAUUCUGCCUUUGGUGAACCCCGACGGAUAUUUGUAUACCUGGAGUUGGAACCGUUUGUGGAGAAAAAACAGAGCUGUUGUUCCGAGCUUCCCUGGUGUCUUGAUAUGCAGAGGAGCAGAUCCUAAUCGAAAUUUUGACAUAUAUUUUGGAGGUCCCAGUACUAGUUCAACACCGUGUUCUUCCAUCUUCAAAGGUGACCGUCCUUUUUCAGAAGCAGAAAGUUCGGCUAUCAGAGACGGUGUUACACAAAUCAAAGACCGCUUAAAAGCAUACUUCACGCUGCACUCUUUCUCGCAACUUUGGAUGACCCCUCACGGCUACACCACUAUGCAAGCACCCCAUUUCAAAGAUCACAUGGAAUUGCUAAACAUAGCAGUUUCUGCAGUUGAAGCAACGCACGGAAUGUCAUACAGAUAUGGACCUUCUGCCCAAACACUUUAUGCUACAAGUGGCAGCGCAUCAGAUUGGGUAUAUGACGUAGCUGGAGUGAAAUACAGCUUUUCCAUCGAACUUCGCGACAGAGGGGUGUUCGGAUUUUUGCUCCCCAGGACGGAGAUUAUCCCUACUGCUGAGGAAACCUGGGCUGGAAUAGAAGCAGUUAUCUCUCAUUUACAUUCGAAAGAAUCCGCUAAAAAGGACUCCACUUCAGCCUCUUCUGAUAAUUCAAUUAUGUAAUCUUCAACUACUAAAUUAUAUUAAAUGUGAAGUGUCGUUUUCAAGAGGCGAAAGGUUUAGAGACAUGGCAAAGAGUAAGGUCUAAACUAAGUUUCACAUCAUGAUCUGAAGAUUUUAUUUAUUUGCUCGCAUUUUACAGAGUAUAUCAACGGAGUUCAUUAAAAUCCCACAAGAUUUAGGUUGCAACCUCUCUUUGAAGACCUCUAACAACCUUUUUUUCAUCGCCUUAUGUAGAUUAUGUUUAUCAUCUGAUAAAACAUCCAAGUGGUAUUAUUAUUUACAUAAAGAUAAUAAUCUAAGAUCAUAAUAUCUGUGUUAAGUAUACGCUUUAAUAUGCAUUAAAAAAUCUAUUUAUUUUACAAAGAGCACUAACAGUUUCCUCGUAUGCUCGAAUUGUAGUUUGAAAUACUAUACAGAUACUUGGCGUAAACCUAUUGCUGAAGAUUUCAUCUGUGAAUGGUAUUAUCUGAUAGCUUUUACAAACAAGAUUAAUUAUUUUUUAACUAUUUAUUGUUCAUUUAAUAUUCAUUUGCUUAUUAUUAUUAUUAUAAAUGGUCACUUAUUUAUUUAAGUGGAUAAACAUUAUAUUAUGGCCACUUAUUAAUUAGAUUAUUAUAAAUGGCCACUUAUUUAUUUCAAAGAGUCUUUUCAACCGUAUGGUAAUCAAAUAUUUUGUCUUGAAUCCCUCAUUGAUGCUUCAUGAUUAUUUUUCAUGACUUGAAAAAAUUAUGUAUAACGAUGAUAAACUCUUAUCUAGUAGUCUUAAAAAACACAUAUUCAAGAUUUUGAAGCUUUAAGUUUAACAGUUUAAAUCUAAAACGCUACGAUAGCAUUUACUUUACUAGCUACCAUAGGUGCAUUUACCUUUAGAUUACUAAUAGGACACAGAAGGUCUAAUUUCAGUUAUAUUUUUGCUAAGAACUCUUAUACUAUCAGGUAAAUAUUGACCAAACUGCAGCUUUCUUCUUGCCAUUAGCGAUAUCACAUACUAUUGAAAAAAAGGUGUGAUAUAUUUUUGACAUUAAAUAUGGCUGCAGUUAAUAAAAGAUAUAGUAUAAUACAUCAUAUUGGUUAAAAUAUACGAUGGUUUCGUAUACCAUGUUAAAAGAAGUAAAUAAUUAAGCUGCCUAAAAAGGGAAAAAUUAAGUAAAUUAAUAAACUUUUAACAUAAAAGGUAAAAAUUAACAUGUAACUUGUUUUAACAUGUAUUUUUUAGUUUUGGACGUAUCUUAAUACAUACAUACAUAUAUAUAUAUAUAUAUUAGCAUAUAUGUAACGGUUAUUUUAGAGGAAAAACACAUCGUUUUGUAUUUGAGCCAAUAUGUAUUUAUUUUUACAAUAUUUAUAAAAUAACUCAUAAAUAAUGAGCAUAAUGUAAUGCCUCCGUAUCCUCGAAUCUAUACCUUCCACAUCUUAACACGGUUACCUGUAUUAUACCAGUGGAUUAUACCAAAAGGUCUAUACUGCGUGCUUUUCGUGUAAUUUACUGAAUAUGACAUAACUAAAUUGGUAUAUUAUUAUAUCAAGGAAUAAGCAAGAUACAAUAAAAUAAUAAUAAAGUGAACCUUAUAUAUAAUAAUAAAAUGAAUGGUUUUUAUUGUAUUUCUGCGGUCUGAAUUUGAAUUUUAUGCUUUAUGUAGGUUCUCUUUCUUGUUCAUAAAUAUAAGAGAUUAUGUUUUAUUUUAACCCUCAAAGGCUGACUAAACAAUGGAAAUUUGUUGUACUUUUAGUGUAUACUAUCAUGGCCAGUUUCACAGAAGGCCAGAGCAAUAAAAAUCACCUUUUUUUUUUUUUUUUUUUUUUUUUUUUUUUUUUUUUUUUUUUUUUAACCUAAGCACAGCAUGAAGCAUCGUUCCGAUUUGCACAUGUAUAUCUGUGUUUAUGAUAUGAAUGCCACGGGAAGCCGGUAGUUGGAGCGUUUGUACUGGUGUGUGUACUUUUUAUGCGACAGUAAGUUCUCACCUUGUACGGGGUUAGUAAGUGCAAACCAUUUACUUCAUUAAUUUUCAAAAUUAUGUUAGACCGCAGUAAACCAAGCGUAGCUAAAACUGGAAGUACUGAAACAGAGGAUAUGGGGGCAUUAUUGUAUUUCUAUAAAUGUACUUCAUAUCUACAAAAAGAAAAAAAAAAAAAAGAAAAAAAAUAGACCUUGGUUGGUUCAAGGAUUACAAGUACAUUAUAAUAAUGUUAAUAAUUAUUUAUGCACGAGAUGCCAAAUGAUUGUUUAAUCAAUUUAUCAUUAAUCAUAAUUACGAAGGAGAUUUAUUUAUUCUGUAUUUUGUAUAUUAGACAAUUACAUAAAAAUAAUCCCCGCUGGAGUAUUUUUUAAUGCUGUACUAUAUGAAUAUGAUAUAUUUAUUAGCUAAUGAACAUGUUUAUAUGCUUAAAUUACGCAACUUUAAUAUAUCACCUUUGCUAUGCAAUGUAAAAAAUCUCUAAUUUCAGAUUAGUACCACUCAAAGAAAUUUGGAAGUUUAGAUAAUUUGUAGAUUGUAUAAUGAAUAAUGAUUAUUAAAUGUAUUUUUAAAUUGGAAAAUAAAUUUCAGCAAAUAAAUUAAUUAAUCAAAAA